AUGGCAUCCGCAAGAGCAGACCAUCCCAACGACUUCACCAGUGGCCAACCCAGACGCCCGGCACCAAGAUCCACGGCUAGAAACACAAUGCCGCCAUCCCAUUCCAUAGCCAACAACCCCACGGCACGGCCCCCAAACCUCCCCAACACCGACUCGCGCCUCCGGAUGCCCCAAGCCCCCGCCCUCCUCUCAAGGCUACCUACUUCGACAAUGGACUUCUCCCCCAUCAUCCCCCCCCUUUUCCCUCGCUUGGUUUCAAACCCCAGCGCAUCUCCGACACUUAGACCCCACUCAUCCCAGAACCGCAAACACAAUCGCCGCAGCCUCAUGCAACCGCUCGAACGUUCCUACAAGCUGGAGAUCUUGGGCAGACAGAGAGAGAGAAAGACGCAAGCAAAAAAGGCGCCGCAGCUAUUUUCGCAGAAACGUGGAGGAAAAAUGAAAGAAAGAAAGAAACAUGGAUGCGGAGCAAAAAAGACCGGCUUUCAGGGGCCGCUCGGAGGAGGAGGAGGAGGAGGAAGAGGAGGGGAAUUGGAAUACAGAAGAACAUCGUCGAGGCUAGAUAAGAUACCUACGGCUGGGCUGGGCCGGGCCGUCCGAACAGAUAGGUAG
Letharia lupina is the source of this 612-nucleotide messenger RNA. RefSeq lists its product as uncharacterized. Bases 1 to 612 code for a protein of 203 amino acids. The transcript has a single exon. NCBI's taxonomy places the organism in Eukaryota, Fungi, Ascomycota, Lecanoromycetes, Lecanorales, Parmeliaceae. The record is from RefSeq and is a predicted model, not a curated record.